AUGGAAAAAGAACCAGACUACUUGCUAGUUCGAGACAUACACUCAUCCAUUCCAUUUCUGUGGAAAGAUGGCCUUGGCUAUCUUCUACACCCAUCAGUUCCUGUCGCUGAGGCGAACUGCCGUAUUGCGGAUCUUGGAACCCGCACAGGAAUCUGGUUACUAGACCUAGCUAGACAAGUUCCAGACACGACGCAGUUAUACGGCUUCGACAUUUCCGACUCACAAUAUCCUCAUGCGAAAUAUCUUCCCCAUAAUGUAAGAUUGAAAGUCUUGGAUAAUCUUGACCUGGAGCCACCCAAAGUGUUACAAGAGACAUUCGAUAUUGUGCAUCUACGUCUCUGGCUUGACGGCAUGCCCAACGGAGACCCAACAGCACUUCUAUCUCACGCGAUAAAGCUUCUACGUCCAGGAGGAUACAUUCAAUGGGCUGAGAUGGAUCCUCUCCGUGGUAUUACUCAUGGCCCAGACGGCGAAGAUUGGCCUAAUGUUGCCAAUAAUAUAGAGGAAGCCUUCUCUUUCGAACAGCCGUGGCAGUCCAAAAUGACAUCCGAUCUGUCUUGUGCUGUUGUUCAUGAAAUGGAAAAUAAUGGAAGCCCUUACAUCGCCCAGAAACUAAAGAUACAUGAUGUUUCAAUUCCGCCGGCAUAUGCCGAAGUCUUUAAAGGAGCGCGUCUUGUGCAGCCGUUCUGCAUUACUAUUGGAAAAAAGCCAAUUCAGAAUAGUCCUUUUGAAUGAAAUUGCUCCACUCACACACGAG
Molecule: messenger RNA, 757 nt
Organism: Mollisia scopiformis
Lineage: Eukaryota; Fungi; Ascomycota; Leotiomycetes; Helotiales; Mollisiaceae
Product: UMTA methyltransferase family protein-like protein
Exons: 5
Coding region: 1-735 (244 amino acids)
Source: RefSeq, a predicted model, not a curated record